Ilex paraguariensis (yerba mate) is the source of this 366-nucleotide messenger RNA. The record is from the annotation of a GenBank genome assembly. NCBI's taxonomy places the organism in Eukaryota, Viridiplantae, Streptophyta, Magnoliopsida, Aquifoliales, Aquifoliaceae.
AUGAUUCGAGGAGGAACUGGAUAUAAUGUUAUUCCUGACUCAUCUACAAUGGCUGGUACAUAUAGAGCAUUCAGCAAGAAGAGCUUCUAUGCGCUAAGAAAAAGAAUAGAAGAGGUUAUAAGAGGGCAAGCUGCUGUUCAUCGGUGCUCAGCUGAAAUUGACUUCUUUGGAAAGGAACACCCCACAAUUCCCCCAACCAUAAAUGAUGACAGAAUAUUUGAACAGGUACAACAGGUCUCGAGUAUGAUUGUCGGCAGAGAAAACACAAAAUUAACUCCUACCUUCAUGGGGAGUGAAGAUUUCGCCUUUUACUUAGAAAAGGUUCAUCCAAUUCUCGAAUAUGUACCUGCCAAACCAAUGAUUUAG